Molecule: messenger RNA, 1571 nt
Organism: Truncatella angustata
Lineage: Eukaryota; Fungi; Ascomycota; Sordariomycetes; Amphisphaeriales; Sporocadaceae
Product: major facilitator superfamily domain-containing protein
Exons: 8
Coding region: 228-1565 (445 amino acids)
Biological process (GO): transmembrane transport
Cellular component (GO): membrane
Molecular function (GO): transmembrane transporter activity
Source: RefSeq, a predicted model, not a curated record
GAACGAUUGUCGCCUUCCCCACUACACGGGGAUGGCUCUAGGGCAGACGAAUGACGACGGUAAACAUGGUCCAGAUACAUAUACGGCAUUAUUUAUUUCGCACAACCCAAUUCGAAUCAUUUGCUUUCUGACCUCAACGGAUUUGAUUAGAUAUCAAGAAUUCUUCAAGUUUGAGUGACACGACCUAGAGGACUCCUCGUUUAACUUUUACCCUAUCGACACGGAAAAUGAGCUACCAAGAUGGAGGGGACCAUGACAAGGCGACGGUACAUGGCGUCGAGCACAAGAACGGCGGAGGUAAUGAUAUCACCUCGAAUUUGCAGAGGCAGUUUGCCAGCUCAACACCGGAGUAUCAUCAACAUAUGACCAAGAGGCUUCUAAGAAAGGUUGACCUCCAUCUUUUACCGUUACUGAUCCUGAUGUAUCUACUCAACUUUCUGGAUCGAAAUAAUUUAUCGCAGGCGAGACUUGGCACAUUAGAAGCCGACCUUGGCAUGACUGGAACCGAUUUCAAUCUGGCAACUAGUAUUCUUUUUGUUGGUUAUCUACUUAUGCAGCUGCCGUCGAACCUUAUCAUCACCCGAGUUCGGCCUUCUUGGUACCUAGGAAUUGCAAUGACAAUAUGGGGAACCAUAUCAGCAUCGCAGGCUGCGGCCCAUUCCUUUGGAGGCCUCAUUGCUUGCCGUUUCUUCCUGGGCUUCGCUGAAGCACCUUUUUUCCCCGGGGCCAUCUUUCUCAUGAGUUCUUGGUACACCCGAAAAGAGUUGACCCAUCGGAUAGCAUGGUUCUACGCAGGAUCUUCACUCGCGAAUGCUUUUGGUGGUCUCCUUGGAGCUGCGGUACUUGGAAACCUGAGCGGCGCUCACGGAAUCUCUGGAUGGCGUUGGCUAUUUAUCAUAGAAGGUGUCAUUACGAUUGGUGUAGCAAUAUGUGCAGCUUUUGUCCUGCCUGACUACCCCGCAACAACCAAGUGGUUGUCUGAGGAGGAAAAAGCGUAUGCCCAGUGGAGGCUAAUCGAAGAUAUUGGAGAAGCAGAUAAUGGUGGCGCAUCAUCCAUCAGAGAUGGAGUCAAGCUGGCUCUGAAGGACCCUAGAUUGUAUCUGUUUACCCUCCUCCAGCAUACAAGUCUGCUUUCGCAAUCGUUCCAGUACUUCUUUCCCACCAUUGUCAAAACUUUGGGUUAUGGAAAUAUCGAAACACUUCUCAUCACCGCCCCCGUCUGGAUUGGGACAUUCCUGGUGUCGCUCGUGGUCACUCAUACCUCGGGCAAGUACGAAGACAGAAGUAUACACAUCAUCUGUCUAAUGCUUAUUUCCGUAAUUGGCAAUAUAAUUGUUGUCUCGUCACUCAAUACCGGCGUCCGGUUCUUCGCGAUGUUCUUAAUGCCAAUGGGUGCAGUUUCGGCCUAUCAGAUCAUUAUAGCGUGGGUAUCGAACAGCUUUCCGCGCCCCCUCGUGAAGAGAUCAGCUUGCAUUUCAAUCGCCAAUAUGAUUGGAAACUGUUCAAACAUCUAUGGAUCAUACAGUAAGCCCCAACCCCAAAGAUUGGAUGUAUCCAUCAUCUGACGGGCC